Messenger RNA from Coffea eugenioides, 2047 nucleotides. Its product is annotated as nucleolar protein 12. Gene Ontology annotation, molecular function: RNA binding. The transcript is spliced from 6 exons. The record is from RefSeq and is a predicted model, not a curated record. Lineage: Eukaryota; Viridiplantae; Streptophyta; Magnoliopsida; Gentianales; Rubiaceae. The coding region runs from base 95 to 1744 and encodes 549 amino acids.
AUGAGUAGAUAACAAGCCAAGCCUUCUGUUAAAACGUAAACGAAAACCAAACUCAAAACCUAGGGUUUUAGAUUUUCUUCCCCACUGCUCAUCAAUGGCGAAGUCCGCCAAGAAACCCAAAGGAAAAAAACCACCAGAAGAAUCCAACACCCUUACGGCUUCUAAUUCGAAACCCGAUCGAUCUAACUCGGAAAACCUAAAUGUUACUACUGCUCCUGAAUCGGAUUCUAAUGUUUUCAGUUCUCUGUUCGGAGAAAUUCCUGAAGAAAACUCUACUAAUUUGUCAAUCUUUUCCAACAAUAAUCCGUUCAGAAGAAAACCCGGUAACCCAUCUUCCGAAAGACCGAUCGAUGGCCGAAAUGUGCAAACGGGUUUAGCUUUGGAGAACCCUAAUGGAGAAAAAGCUGGGAAUUUUGAGAAUUCUGAUGGGCCUGCUGAGCUGAAAAAGAGGAAGUGGAAGGAAGAAAAGAAAGGGGAUAUUGAGGAAGAAGAGGAAGAAGAACUUGGAAGGAAAAAAUUGAAGAGGGUCGGGGGAAAUGGCGGAAAAACGAAGGACAAAAUGGAGGAAAAUGGCGUUACUGUAUCCACUGCUAUUAAUGGGGGACUCAUGGACGAUGGAAAUGCGGUUAAUGAGGAGAAAAAGGGAAAGAAGAAGAAGAGGAAGAGGGAUGAGGUGGAAGCUGAGUAUGAGGCGAAAAGAUAUGGAGUUGAGGAGGAGGGAAGAAAAGAGGAGAGAGGUGGGCUUGUCGGGGUGAAGAGGAAAGAAAUGGAUAGCUUGGAAGAUGUUAUGGUUUCUAAGGAGGGGUUUGAUGACGAGAUUAAGCUUCUGAGGACUGUGUUUGUGGGGAAUUUGCCAUUGAAGAUAAAGAAAAAGGUGUUGAUUAGGGAAUUUGGGAAGUUUGGUGAGGUCGAGUCUGUGAGGAUCCGCUCUGUUCCUUUAAACGAUAGUAAAAUUCCUAGGAAGGGUGCAAUAAUGAAGAAGCAAAUUAAUGAAACUGCUGACAGUGUUCAUGCUUAUGUAGUUUUUAAAACAGAGGAAUCUGCUCAGGCUUCUUUGGCCCAUAAUAUGGCAGUGGUUAGCGGUAAUCAUAUCCGUGUAGAUAGGGCAUGUCCUCCGCGCAAGAAGCUGAAGGGGGAUAAUGCUCCCUUGUAUGAUAACAAGAGGACUGUCUUUGUUGGUAACCUCCCAUUUGACGUAAAAGAUGAGGAGUUGUAUCAGUUGUUCAGUAGCAUUAAAGAUUUGGAAUCCAGCAUUGAGGCAAUUCGUAUUGUUAGAGAUCCUGGUACAAGCUUAGGAAAAGGCAUUGCUUACAUGUUGUUCAAAACAAAGGAUGCUGCAGACAUGGUAAUUAGAAGACGUAACUUGAAGCUUCGGGAUCGUGAUUUGAGGCUUUAUCAUGCCAAAGCAGAGACCACUCUUUCAAAGAGAAAAAGUCCCUUGCCAACAAAUACUACUCCAGCUAAAAAGUUUGGAGGAAAAACCAAAUUUGCUAGCCUUGAAAAUAAGACAACUUCAAAGGCAGCCUUUUCGUACCAGGGUCUACGGGCAAGCAAGUCCGGCAUCCAGAAGAAAACCCAUCGACCAGCAGCAAAUCCUCAGAAAGUGCCUAUGCAAAAAGAACGCCAGCAAAAGAGACCUGCUGUGGCAGCUAGAAAGGCUAAACAAGCAGGAAUUAAGCGCAAAUUUGACAAGCAAACUCCUGAUAGCAUUCACCAGAAGAAGAAAGCCAGGAGAUUUACAUGAGAUUUAAACUGGAUCAAAUCUCAAUGAGCUGUAGAAUUAACAUAGCUAGUAUACGGUCAAUUAGUUGUCCCCAGACACUUUAGAAAUCGUUGGCAGCUCUUGUUAAGUGAUUUGUUCUGAUAUUUGUUCAGCAGGUCUGCUGGCUUUUAUACCAAAAGGACUUGACGUCAAGAAGUAUUUAUUGACUCUAGUGUUGUUUGUCUCUGUAAAAUUAUCUCAAAUGGUACUUCUAUGAAAAAAAGAGCAUUGGUCUUAUUUCUCCUUCCACUUAAUUGGAUUUAGCAUUUUGUAGCGCUCUGCUCA